Messenger RNA from Blastomyces gilchristii SLH14081, 1398 nucleotides. RefSeq names its product CMGC/CDK/CDK8 protein kinase. Gene Ontology annotation, molecular function: ATP binding; cyclin-dependent protein serine/threonine kinase activity; RNA polymerase II CTD heptapeptide repeat kinase activity. The coding region runs from base 1 to 1398 and encodes 465 amino acids. Gene Ontology annotation, cellular component: nucleus; mediator complex. NCBI's taxonomy places the organism in Eukaryota, Fungi, Ascomycota, Eurotiomycetes, Onygenales, Ajellomycetaceae. The transcript has 3 exons. Gene Ontology annotation, biological process: protein phosphorylation. The record is from RefSeq and is a predicted model, not a curated record.
AUGAGCCUCAGUAACCCGCCGCACUCCGCCGGCGGAGGUUCGUUGUCUGAUGCGGCGUCUGCAAGAUCGACCCACGCUUCCAGAUCUUCGGCCGGUGCGUUGAAUAAUAAUAACAAUGGCAAUCCCUCACUGGGCUUGAAGAGGAGUGUGCAAGCAGCUUUUGAUGAUACGCUGGAGCCAAAAAAGUCGCCUGGGGUUGGUUAUGCUAGCAAAGUUCACAUUCGGGAGAAGUACCACAUCGUCGGAUUCAUCAGCAGUGGCACCUAUGGACGAGUUUACAAGGCCAUCGGUAGAAAUGGUCAGAAGCGGGAGUUUGCCAUUAAAAAGUUCAAACCCGACAAGGAAGGGGAAAUAAUACAGUAUACGGGCCUAUCUCAGUCAGCGAUUCGAGAAAUGGCACUAUGUUCUGAGUUAUCGCAUGCGAAUGUUGUUCAUCUAGAAGAGAUAAUUCUCGAAGACAAAUGUAUCUUCAUGGUCUUUGAAUAUACAGAACACGAUCUCCUACAGAUUAUCCACCACCACACACAACCUCAACGACAUCCCAUACCUGCUCCUAUGGUAAAAUCGAUAUUAUUCCAACUUCUGAACGGGCUGCUGUAUCUCCAUAGUAAUUGGGUUUUGCACCGAGAUCUUAAACCUGCAAAUAUUCUAGUUACAUCGACUGGCGCGGUCCGUAUUGGCGAUCUCGGUCUUGCGCGUCUAUUUUACAAACCUCUCAAUUCCCUCUUCUCCGGCGACAAAGUUGUUGUGACAAUCUGGUACCGGGCGCCUGAAUUAUUACUUGGGAGCCGACAUUAUACGCCUGCUAUCGACCUCUGGGCAGUUGGCUGCAUAUUUGCGGAAUUACUCUCACUGCGCCCUAUAUUUAAAGGAGAAGAAGCCAAGAUGGACAGCAAAAAAACGGUACCCUUUCAGCGUAAUCAAAUGCUCAAGAUCAUUGAAAUUCUGGGAAUACCAAGCAAGGAAGCCUGGCCCGGUCUUACCUCAAUGCCAGAGUACGCGCAGCUUCAGACAUUAGUUUUAUCACGUGGCGGCGGCCACCUGAGCAAGCUAUCAAACUUGGAGGCGUGGUAUCAUGCGUGUGUCAAGGCCGCGGGAUAUCCAUCAUCUCCAUCCGGGUCUCCUGGAAGGGAAGGGUUUGACCUUCUUUCCCGCCUUUUAGAAUACGAUCCCAAGAAGCGCCUAACCGCCGAAGAGGCGCUGAAACAUCCAUAUUUCUCGAUUGGUACCCCCGUGACCGCGAAUUGCUUUGAGGGUUUCGCAGGGAAAUAUCCGAACCGACGAGUUAGCCAGGAUGACAAUGAUAUCCGGACAAGCAGUUUGCCGGGUACGAAAAGGAGUGGGCUCCCGGAUGAUACCUUGACUUCCAGAGCAGCAAAACGACAUAAAGAAGGAUAA